This is a messenger RNA of Penicillium daleae, 4137 nucleotides long. RefSeq lists its product as uncharacterized. The transcript has 4 exons. Bases 1 to 4137 code for a protein of 1378 amino acids. The record is from RefSeq and is a predicted model, not a curated record. NCBI's taxonomy places the organism in Eukaryota, Fungi, Ascomycota, Eurotiomycetes, Eurotiales, Aspergillaceae. Gene Ontology annotation, molecular function: GTP binding.
AUGGCUAGUGGACUCGGUCAACGGCCACUCUCCGAAGUGAGCCCCAUGGCGCAGCGACGCAACUCCCCGAUCUGGAAUCAGACCACGAAGAAGCCAAACGGCGAGUCGCCUGCGUUCGAUGUAUCUCCUCUGAAUAACAAACACUCCACGCGUCUCUUCUGGAAAGGUCGCGAAUCUCCCUCUCCAUUCGCCAAAGGCGCUGAAAAUCUCGCCCCAUACGACCCGGAGGGUGUCUAUCUACCAGCAAAACGCCCGUCUCUCGAGGACCUCAAGCGCGCAUCGCGGGUCAAGAAUUAUAGCAUGCUCCAGGGCGCCCAAGAGUACGACCCGGCUCAAGUUUCGCUUCCUCACAGACCCUUGGCCACCGACCGAUCUCCCAACCGUGACAGUCAGAUGAAUCUCGCGAAGUCUCAACUUGCAGAUGACUGUAACAUGGAACCUACACCAAGACCGGUCUCUCCCAGCAAAGAUCAGCCCUCACCAGGAAAAUCCUCGCUAUCCAAGGGCAGUCGAUAUGGAAAGGGAUUCGACCCUCAGAACGAUAUCUGGUCAGAGUAUGAUAGCGCUGGCCACCGACAUGCUAAGAGCGUGACAUUUGAUGUUGCACCUCCUCAAGUGAAUGAGUAUGAAAUGCGUACUCCCGACCCCGCCUCUGUCGCCUCCGGCUCGCGUGAGAACAGCUAUGAUUCUGAGGAGGAGGGUGAUAUUAGCUUUGACCAUGACACGUCCUUUGAUGAACGUGAUGAUAGCUUCGACGCAUCUCUUGAAGAUAUUGAAAAGACCCCAGUUGUUCUACCAGAGGACUGGCGAUUCAUGACUCCCGACAGUGAGAAUGGUGAUGAAGAGUCUUUUACCGAGUCUGUUGAUGAUCAGGUCGCUGAGGAGCGUCCUGCAUCGCGUGAAGGCAAAACUUCCAGCCACGCACGAGUAGAGUCUCUCGAUUCCAAUGGAGAGCGACGUCCACUGCCUCCACUGCCUUCUCUGUCACGCUUGUCUCUUUCGGGUCCAUCUUCGCCCGGAAAACUUGCUGCCGCUUUCGAGCUGGGCAGUGCUGGUCACCGCUCUCUGCCCAUUGUGCCUGCCGCUGCCUCUUACAAUAAAGCCGAUAUCAAUGGUGCGAUGUCCCUGGAGGACCGACUUCGGCUUAUGAUGCUGCAUGAGCAGAAGGGCGACCAGAAGGGCAACGAGGGAGAAUCUGUCGGUGAUGUCCCCGUUAAGGCGUCCAAUAAUGUUAAUGACAAUGACAUGGGCGCCGAAAACGAAGCCAACGGAGACAAGCCGUCCAAGGAUGACAUGUUUUCCCCUCCCCGUAUCUCUCGCGACUCAAUUCUCAGAGACAUCCGCAAGGGUGAGAGCUACGAUGAUGAUGACGUGUUCGGUGACGAUUCUCACCUUGACGCAAGUCCCAAUUCGUACCACCAUUACGACCCGGAUGUCCCAAUUCCUUCCUUGGAAGACGAGGACGACGAUGACACUUCCAGCGUGAUCAUCAAGGAAGAGGCCCGUGAUGAUUCUCUUUACACGAUCACAGACUAUUAUCAGCAUCUGUCCGAUAACAGCUUAUCGUCCAGAGAUCAGCGAGCGACAUACGAUGACGACAGCAACUAUUCCCUGCGAUCUGCCGCCGAAGCUGCCAUCAAUAAUGCCGCUGACAAGGGAUCCAGCGAGAGCACCCCGACUGCUGAAGAGACAAAGGAAGCCUCCCCCGAUGUAAUGAUAAAGCAAGAGCGGUCUCCUGAACCUGAUGAGUAUCAUCCCCUUGACAUGGCAUCAAUCCGCCAAUGUCUUGGUCGUCCUGUGACCCCUGAGAUCAAGCAGGAACCAAUCUCUGAGCCCUCCACCCCUGACUCUGUUAUUCGGCACCCCGUGGAGGAGGAAGACGGACAGCACGGAGAGGAGGAAUGCGAGGAGGAUGCUAGCUCUUCAGACGAGUCCAUCCCCGAACCUGUCGCAACCAUCCGCGCUCCCGGUGCUGGCCUUAAGACCCGCCCAUCGCUAACCCCGGCGGAUAUGGAGUCGAUGGCUGCUACUCGUCGCAAGAUCAGUGGACAAUACCCGCCUCCGAUGCCAGCACUGACAAAGCAGAUCUCGAACGAAUCCGAGAAAUCUGAUCGCGAGGACAAGAUGUCCGAUCUCCCACCUCAGCUGACCUUGCCAUCCAAUCUCACUCAACGACAGGCUAGCCUGAUGAAACUCGACAUUCCGUUCAGCAUUCAGGAGGAAAGUCUCGGCUCAGGCCUGAGCAGAGAAUUCGAUCGUGUCAUCGAGUCCCAAAAGGUUGCGUUCGAACUCGCUCUUUCCCAACUUUCCUCUUGCCCUCCGCCGGUUCCCCAGGCCCAGAACCAGCCGGCUCCCAAACCCCCAGGAACUUCCAACCCCGAGAUUGCCAUAUCAGCCACUAACACUCCUCGUCGUGAACAGAGAGGCUAUCUCAUGAGACAGAACACCAAAGUUGUCAUUGCCAGCAACCGAAACGAGGAGGAGCCCACCCUCGCUGCCGACCAGAACAACCCGGAUCCUCGGGGUACUCGCUCUGCAGGUUCAUCUCCUCGUAAAGCCAGCCAGCAGACCUGGACGACGGUCCCGUGGAAUGGCCAGGCCCGCCGUCCUAGUGUGAAGACAGCGGCUGGCAUCCCGAAGAAGAAGCCUGUUCCCGGAUCAGUUCCUCCACUUCCUGGCCACCAGAGCAACGUACAGGAGGCUCCAGCGACCAUCGAUGAGAACGAGCCCAUGAUCAGCGAGGCAUAUGAAGAGGGAGAAGAGCGGGGUCGCCUAUUUGUCAAGGUCGUCGGCAUCAAGUAUCUUGACCUGCCCAUGCCCCGUGGUGAACGAUCUUAUUUUGCGCUGACUCUAGACAAUGGCCUUCAUUGUGUCACAACCUCGUGGCUGGAACUGGGCAAGUCUGCUCCCAUCGGACAGGAAUUUGAGCUCAUCGUGCAAAAUGAACUCGAGUUCCAACUUACCCUCCAAAUGAAGGUUGAUGAUAGCAAGUUCUACCCACAGGAGGCUGCCGGAUCUCCUCGCCAGAAGGCGUCCGCCCUGAGUCGUGUCUUUGCAUCGCCUCGCCGCCGCAAGGAGCUAGACCUGAAGCAGCAAAUGCAGACGCAGCAGCAAAAAGCGAACAACGUCAACGCCCCAGUCUAUGAAAAACUGCGCAACCUGGUUGCCCGUGACGGCAGCUUUGGACGUGCUUACGUCGCAUUGAGCGACCACGAGAAGAUGUCAUUUGGUCGCCCCUACACCGUGGAUGUUGCUUGCUUCAAUGAGUGGGCGGUGGAUGAGCAACCCAGUAGCGUGAAGAGUAAGAAGAGCGCAACUAGCGUGACGGCUCAACGCCGUCCGCCAUACAAGAUUGGCAAACUAGAGCUGCAGCUGCUAUUUGUUCCCAAGCCCAAGGGCAGCAAGGACGAGGACAUGCCCAAGAGCAUGAAUGCUUGUAUUCGUGAAAUGCGCGAUGCAGAGAGCCUUGCCGCUCGUUCCUGGGAGGGCUUUCUUUCGCAGCAGGGGGGAGACUGUCCUUACUGGCGCCGCCGCUUCUUCAAGCUCCAGGGUUCAAAACUGACCGCGUAUCAUGAGACUACCCGCCAGCCCCGUGCUACCAUCAACCUGGCCAAGGCCUCCAAACUCAUUGACGACCGUCCCUCUCUGACACAGAAGGAGACUAGCACUAAGGGUGGUGGUCGCCGCAAGUCUGCCUUCGCCGAGGAGGAGGAGGGCUACAUGUUCGUCGAGGAGGGAUUCCGUAUCCGGUUCGGCAAUGGUGAAGUGAUCGACUUCUACGCAGAUUCAGCUGCCGAAAAAGAUGGCUGGUUGCGAGUGAUGUCAGAGGCUGUUGGCAAAGGAUCAUCGACCGGUAGUGGUGCGAUCAAACCCUGGGCCGAUCUCGUUCUGAAGCGUGAGAUCAGCAUGAAGAAUAGGCGUAAGACCGUCGACCGCCUUCCUCCAAGCGGUAUUCCAGUUGCCCUUGCCUCGCCUGUCGGCAAACGCCCAAGUGGAGUUGGAGCACCGCCGGCUUCUGCGGGCGAUGGGGCGCAGGCGUCCCAGUCCCCCCGACCCAGACACAAGCACACCUUCUCCCAGCCCGAGCUACCGAGUGCCGAAGCUCGCCGCCAGAAGACUCGCUCCCUUUUGUUCUAA